This is a messenger RNA of Danaus chrysippus (African queen), 6003 nucleotides long. NCBI's taxonomy places the organism in Eukaryota, Metazoa, Arthropoda, Insecta, Lepidoptera, Nymphalidae. The record is from the annotation of a GenBank genome assembly.
AUGAUUAAAAUAUCAACAUUAAACGGAAACAAAGAUGCAGAAGAUGAAAAUGAUUCAGAAAUACAGACUUCAGCAGAAGCAUUACUUCAGAUUGCGUCCCAGCAAUAUGCUAAAGCUCUUGAACUGCAGAGGAAAGGAUGUUUGGACGAGGCAACUCAGUUGUUAAAGGAUUUGUUAGAAACAGAACUUCUAGAUAAUGUUAAAAUACCUGGUCCCAGUGAGGUCACAUCCGGGCCACUUCAUAAAUUAAAGUAUCUAUGCUAUAAGAAUCUUGCAUAUAUGUUACAAGAGGCCGGAGACAUAGAGUCAGCCAUAGAAUCGUACAUUGACGCCUCGGAUUUUGAUGAUACUGAUGUCACUUUGUGGUACAGAAUGGGCUUAUUAUGCUUGCAAGCUAAGCAAUACGAGAGAGCAUUACUGGCUUUCCAACACGGCUGUCGACGGAAUCCACGACACUGGUUGUGUUUAGACAACAUCAUUAAACUUUUACUGGGAUUAAAUUACAGAGAACAAUGUAUAAUCACUAUUCAUGAAGCUCUCCAACUUGAUCCUGGAUAUUUGAGGGGAAUUGUGUAUCGCAGACAUAUAUAUACAGUUUAUAAAUACAUGAGAAAAUAUAUGGAAGAUUUGAAUCCUAUAUAUAAAUGGAAUGAAAGUAUGGAUGGUCCUAUCGAUGAAACAUUAGCAGAUAAGUUAUUAAAAGAAGCUGAAGAUAUUUAUGAGUCGUUUGUUGAACAACAGAGAGGGGAUAAUUUCGUUCAUGCAGUACCACGGAUAAAGCUAAAGAAGUCCAUAGCAAAGGAAACUUGGGAAGCCGUCGGUGAAUCAUUGGUUCAUAUGCACCAAUAUCAAACAGAACAUUGUCUCAGCCACGCUUGUUUUAUAGACAUCAGCAGUCAGACAGAAAAUACAGAAGAAUGUAUGGAAGUUUGUGAAGAAGAUGAUCAAUUGAAAUCAGCGGAGACUAAAUUAAAAGACAACACUGCUGACACAGAAAAAGUCAUGGAAACGGUGUCGGAAAAUGAAAAUAAUGAUCUAUCAGAUAAAGACAAAGCAAUGACGGACAGCGAGAAGGUGGAAAGUGAUAUUGAAAUGGUGGCUUCAGAAUCAGCGACAGAAAAUAAUACAGACGAUAAAUUGCAGAAGAAGAAUUCUGUUAGACGGAGAGGAAGCGCAUUGAGCUUUUUGCAUCCAUGGGAAUGGUUCACACGAGGCUCUGCAAGAAAAAGGAAUGGCAAUAUUUAUGAUAUUUUACGAAAAAUGGUCCCCCUUCACUUAGAACCAGAGGCGAUACGAAAGAAGGAGAAUCAAACUAAAGAAAGCUCCCCGGAUAUGUCAGAUCUCGACAAACUCUUUCCCGAUGUGUCCAUUAAUAAAGAUGAUGACAAAAUUACCAAUAAAACCGAAUAUUUCGGGAGCGAGGCUGAAGAAAAGGACGUGAAGGCUUUCAUAAAGUUAUAUACAGAAAAUAGCAAAGACAUCAUCGAUAUGUUACACGAUUAUUUGAAAAUACUAAGUGAUAAAUGGAAUCAGAAGUGGUCGGACGGGUUGUGUAAAGUUUUUAAAGCGGCUGCCGAGUGUUACAAGAACCACGUUGAAGUCCCCACUAGUAUGGACGACUCACAGAACUUGAUUUAUUUCUGCCAGGUUAAUUUGGUCGCUGAAGAACUGACGGUGAAUGAAAAAUUGAUCCAAAAGUCGGCGCAGAAGUCCAGGCAUGAUUUAAAUGUAAUUUCAGCUAUUGAUAUGAUAGUAACUUCGAAGCCGCAUUUGUUUUCCAAUCCGAGCUGCUUGGAAAUGAUAUUGCGCUCGCUUUGGGUCAAAUUACACGUGCAUUUAUUUUUAAAUAAAUCCGAGGACUUGGCGUUGGAGACUGGAUACGAUCUUCUCGACGAAUUUCACGCUAUGGGCGAGUUCGCUGAAACUUACAGUCUCAACGUUACAAACUUUAAAUUUAAAAGCGAAAUUAGCAGAAAACAUAUUCUAUCACUCGUUCACCCCAUGGAGAGGAAUAAAAAGCUUUUAUCCGUCAUGGAAUUAUAUAACCAGGGCAAUUAUGAGGAAGUGAUCGCCAUUAUAACUGAAUUCUUCGACGAAUGCAAGAUAAUUGCUAUGAAAAGAAAAAUUAAGUUGCCUUUGGAUUUUACGAUUCAGCUAACCCUUAUUAUGGAGAGUUAUUGGGCAUCUGACGAUGGUUCUGAUGAUUACGAGACGUGGACGCUGGUCGUCAUCAAAAUAUUGACCAGCAUACAGCAUAUACUACUUACGGAAGGAAUAUUGUGUUUAGACUCAGUCAGUGAUAAGGAGCUCAGCGAAGGCCUCGAAGAUUUAAUACGGAUAAUCGGCCAUCAAGUAGAGACCAAUAGUUCUGAUAUGCCAUUCAAUACGUUCUCGCCGUGGAUUAUAAUGUAUUGCAUACUACAGCGAGAAGAGGAUCGUGGUAGGGGACGAUCAGUUACGGAUGAGGAUUCCGUAUCCUGUAACGGUAUUCCGUACCCAUUGAUGUUACUAUUCAUUGCUCAUGACAACUUAGGCGAAAGGAAUUGGUGUUGUAAUUCCGAUGGCGAAUUCCUAUACUUCAUUCUCGAUACAGUCGCGCCAUGUCUGCGAUCUCCGUUACUCUCUAACUGCUAUCAAAAUAUUUGUCAAUAUAUGGAACAGGUAGUUUUUUGUCUGUACGCACAUCCGAACAAAAUUAGUAAUAAAAUGAAAUAUCUCAGGGAUCACAAGGCUACGCCUAAAAUUCUUGAUUGGAAGAGAGCGGAACAGAUUUACGAUAUAUUCAGACCUAUUAAUAUACCCGCGAUUGAAGGAAAAAUUCCUGAAAUUUCAACGGAAACUGAGGGGCUGUUCCACAGAAUUCUAUCACUCCUUCCUGCUGAAUGCGAUCCAUCUAAAUAUAUAUCUGAAAUAGAUAAAUACAUAAAGGGUACUGAUGAAAAGUUUACUCAGAUAUCACCAAAAUUUCCUUAUAAAAUUAGAGAUAUCUAUUUAUAUUUAAGUGACUAUUACUUUAAAAAGGAGGAUCACCAGAAAGCUAUUAAAUAUAGUAUGUUGGAUAUAACUCUUAAUAAUGAUAGAUUCAACUCCUGGGCUCUGUUGUCGCUUUCAAAGGUUUUCUUUUUGGAUAGGUCCCUAAACCUGUACAAAAAACUAAAUAAUGAAAGAGAUUAUCUAAUUCCCGCCAAGUCAGCGAUUCGCUGUUUCAAACGAGCGCUAGAACUCAAUCCUAAAAAUUAUACCGUAUGGUUAGAAUUUGGAAAUUUCGUAUAUAGUGUACAGUCAUAUUGUUCGAGACUUCUGAAACAAGACAGUGAAUCUCUAAGUAUGGAAGAGUUUGAGGCACUUGAAAGACAGAAAGAAGAUCUUUUGGACGAAAGCUACAAAUGCUAUACGACAAUUCUGUAUGCCCCGGAAGAUACAGAUUUGUCUGAAGAUUCGUGGCCGCUGUUUUAUAUGUUGGGUAAAGUUGCAGAGAAGAGAAAUAAGCCUCCAUCUGUUUACCUGGAUUUUUUUAUGCAAGGCAUUAAGAAACUGCACGAAGCUAAAGCUUAUUAUCCAUCGAAAAUUAAUUACAAAUCACCGCCCAAUCUCUCUUUAAAAGUGUUGGAGUUACAUUACAGAAUGCAUGCGUCCAUUCUUAAAUACAUUGAACAACACGAAAACAAACCCAUACCCGCCUCCGUGGGCGAAGUAUUUUUAAAUUGUAUUGAGAAAUGGCUUCAGGGCCCAUUUGUUAAGAAACCAAAAGAUAAUAACGCUACAAACACAUCUACAACAAUAAGGAAUGAGGCUGAAAUGGCAAAGAAGUAUGAAGAACCACAUGCUGCCAAUAUUCUUAAGAGAUCGAUUAGUGACGCCGGUGAAGAGGAUACACAAGAAGUUAAACGAUUGAAAAUAGAAGCUGCAGCGGCUAAAAUAAGACGAUCGGCCUCUUACGACACCGAACGUAUCGGAACAACAGAAGCUUCGAAACCAACAUCGCCUGAUAAAGAAAAUAAAGACGAUGAUAAAACAGUAACAACUUCAGAAAAACAACCAGAACCGCAAGAGAUUGUUGACAAGCAAGAUGCACCUACGGAGGUAAUACCAGAGAAGGAAAAGGAAACCGUUGAUUCUAAAAAAGAGGAAAGCUCCAGUUCUUCCUCAUCAACUUCUUCAUCAGAUUCGAACUCCAGCGAUUCUUCAUCCAGCAGCAGUGACAGUAGUAGCGACACUUCCAGCAAGUCCUCCGAGGAAAACAGACAAUUAUCAGACGAAGAAAUAAUGAAGAUCGUGUCAGGAUGCCUCAACGCUCUAGAAGAUUGUGCCAUCCGAUAUCACCCGAAUUAUAAAGCUAUCUACAGAUUAGCCCACUAUCACUUCUAUUAUAAAAAAGGACGAGACAUCGAAAGAUGUAGGGACUUGAUGCUAUCGACAUUAACCUCACGAUCCGGUCAGAAAAUGUGUGGACUAUUCAGCGAAAAGAGAACACAUAACUUCUUCAACAAUAUUUGGAAAAAUCCGAGCAACGAUAUCGAGAGACCGGGGGCUUUUGCCUUUCAUAUGAACCGUUGUGUGUUACUGACUUUGGAAAUAUUUAAAGAAAUCGACGAUCACAAAACAUUAUUGGAUCUGAGCUUACAUUUACAAAUAGAACCAGAUCUAGAAAAGAAGUACUUAAGAGAUUCCGAUAGAGAAGAUUUAGCACAGCAGGCCUUUUCUCUUUGUGUCCAAUUACUGAAAGGACAGCUUUUAAGAUUCAGUCAACAAAGUGAUUUAAAAACGAACGAGGUGGAGAGAAAUGCUUUAAAAAGCUUUAUGGCAGAUAUUCAUAAGGCUUACAUAAAAGUACAAAAAACUCCAAAUGCAAAACAUCUGACCACAUUACUUGUCGAUGCUUACAAACUGAUUAGCACGAGUCCUAUUUCUGAAAACGUGAAUUUAGUUGACCUGAGCAUUAAAUACUGUCAAUCGCUCAACCAAAACCACAAGCAGCAACCGACGACAAAUAUUGAAAAAAGUCAAAGCUUACCGAAGAAACAAAGUUCUAAAUUUCAGACUCCGUCCAGUAGUUCUGUUGCUAAAGUACCGGUUACAGCUAGCCAAUCAAAGGCCGAAUCUAAGUCUCACACGUCCAAUAUUAGUACAAGUACUGGUUUACCUAAAAUAUCCGCUCAGGAAAUGGCGGCAGCCUUCCAAAGUUACGUUCCUAUGCUCAACGACAUGUCUCCACAGACCGCUGCGGCUUUAUCAUUGACGUAUUUAAGCAAUAUCAGCGCGUUGGCCGGACUGACGAGUUUGCAAAAUCAGAUGCAGUCUUCUCUCCAGACAUCGUUACAGAAUUCAUAUCAAGCAGAGUACUACCGCCAGUACUUGGGAUCGAGUUUCCCCGGAUUCAACUUGCCCCAGCAACAGAAGAAGCCCAAGCGCGGCCGACCGGUCGGUUCGACGUCCUCGAAUAUAAUGAAAUCUAAGUCAUUUUCGAAUUCCAUGAGCUCUAUUGUCCGCACGUCUCCUCUCACCACUAGGUCACCAUCUAUGACCGCGGUGAGCAAAUCGUCUUCAUUCCCGAAAGCUGCUCCGACUUCCGUAAUCACCAGCAUUCAUAAAUCUACAUCCAGUUUGACUCCCAGUAUGGGCACCGUCCUCUCGUCAUUGCCAGCAUCCAUGACAGCUAAUCUAUCCUCAUUCGGUUCACACGGACACAGCUCGGGUCAUCAAACCCACAUAUCCCCUUCCUCAACCAGCUCCAAAUCCCACCAGCAAGUCAGUCCGGGUAAAACACUGCAAGAAAAAUUAGCAGAGAGACAGAAAAAUAUUCCAUCAUUACCAAAAACUUCCCAGGAAAUAAACGCUUCGUUGAACCGACUGCCGUCAUCGCUCACUAUAACUAAAACAUCCAUCUCAAAGCACCAACAGACAAAGAAACCUGAUGCUAAGAAAACACUCUCAUUCAGCGAGACCGAGCCCAGACCGAAACCGAUCUCAAGCGAUGAAGUUAUUGUACUAGACGAUGAUUAA